AUGAAAGGGGUAUUUGAAACCCGCAAACCUAAACCUAAAUACGACAAAAUUUGGGAUGUUUCGGUGGUUCUGAAACAUUUAUCUUCCCUAUACCCCAAUGAAAAAUUGCCUUUAAAGGAUUUGACAUACAAGGCCCUUAUGCUUAUUCUAUUAGUUUCCAGUCAACGGGGACAAUCGAUACACUUGCUAGAUCUUCAGCAUGUUACCAUGGAAGAAGAUAAUUAUUCCUUUGACCUCGCUGAGCAUAUCAAGACUAGUACUCCCAGGAGCCCACAUACGAAGAUUGACAUUUCCGUUUAUGAGCCAGACAGUACAAUUUGCCCUUUGGCCUGUCUGAAAGCAUAUAUUAACAAGACAAAGAACUUGCGUAAUAGCGAAACUCAAUUGUUUAUUAGUUAUGUAAGGCCCCACAAACCUGUCUCUCGGGACACGGUUUCAAGGUGGACUAAAGAAACUCUUAGAAUUUGUGGGAUUGAUACCAAUGUGUUCACUGCACAUAGCACAAGGUCAGCAUCUGUUUCCAAAGCAAAUGAAAAGGACGUCCCUAUCCACGAGAUCAUGGCUAACGCGGGCUGGAAGUCCGCAGAGACCUUUCGUAAAUAUUACAACAAACCUGUUGUUCAAGGAAACAGACUAACUGCCGCUAUUCUUGGCCAGUGA
Porites lobata is the source of this 660-nucleotide messenger RNA. The record is from the annotation of a GenBank genome assembly. Lineage: Eukaryota; Metazoa; Cnidaria; Anthozoa; Scleractinia; Poritidae.